This is a messenger RNA of Nicotiana attenuata, 1951 nucleotides long. RefSeq lists its product as uncharacterized. The record is from RefSeq and is a predicted model, not a curated record. The transcript has a single exon. The coding region runs from base 446 to 1528 and encodes 360 amino acids. NCBI's taxonomy places the organism in Eukaryota, Viridiplantae, Streptophyta, Magnoliopsida, Solanales, Solanaceae.
AAAUUUUAUCAUACUUCCACUCAUCCCUCGCCAUCUAAUAAAUCCCUUUCCUUAAUCAAACUCUAAUCAUACCCCUCCCCCCACUUCCACUUUCACUCGCUCUUCUUCUGUUCAUUCCUCUGAUCCAGAUCAGCUCCUUAUAUACGUUUUAAAUACCUUUUUAUUUCCAAGAAUAUCAUCCGAUUUUCACUGUAUGUAUAAAAUUGCCAAUUCCACAUUGAGCCAUGAUGCUUUUCUUAUGCAGAUCUGGGUAGCAUUUUUUAGAGCUAAUACCUAGACACAGAUCUAAGAUUGGUUUCUUUAUAAUUCCCUUUUAUACUAUUGAUUAAAGGGUCAUGUAAAAUUGCAUUAGCACAGCAAACAUAUUUGUUUUUGUAUUCCUUUAUUUUUAGCUUCUCUUGUGGAAUAUUUUUUGUUUGUAAAGAACAAUUGGGGUUUGUCAAAAAUGGAAAUUUCCAGUGGAUUGAGUCCCAGAGUGAACUCUGUUACAUCUGAUGAAGGUAAAAAUGCUGGCCCACAUCCUCAAAAUUUCGACUUGGAAUUAACUGAUACGGUUUCACACACAGAUCACCAUUUUCAGACACUGAAUGCACUGGAGAUUUUGAGGGAAACUGUGAGAAUUUUGAGGUAUAAUUCUAUAGGUUUCAUGGCAAUUGCUGCAUUGCUAAUCUGCCCUGUCUCUGCUGUUGUUUUAUCUAAUAUAUUGGUUAAUCACUCCUUAGUUAAGAGACUGACCAUAAGGUUGUUGCUCGUUGCCAAAUCGAGCGGGCUUCCAUUGAAGCCAUUUAUCAAACAGUCUUGUCAAAAGUUCUCUGAAGUUGUCAUUUCAGCUGUAAUGUGCUUCCCUUUGUAUGUUACUUUAUCGCUGUUGUCAAAAGCUGCAAUAGUUUAUUCAGUCGAUUGCACUUACUCGAGGAAAAAAUUUGAUUCGCAAAAGUUUUAUGUAAUUAUGACCAAGAUUUGGAAACGGGUUGUUGUGACUUACCUGUGGGUGAGUACUGUGAUUUCUGGAUGCUUCACGUUGUUUAUUGUACUUGUUGUAUCCGUGAGCAGUGCUUUCUCGAUCAUGGGGUUCCCUCCUGACUUGAUCUUGUACCCCGCGAUGGUAGUAGGGAUGAUUUUCUCGAUUAUUUUAGCAAAUGCUAUUAUUAUCUGCAACAUUGCGAUUGUGAUAUCUGUUUUAGAGGAUGAAUCUGGACCACAAGCAUUGCUUAGGUCUAGUUCACUGAUCAAGGGGCAGACACAAGUUGGACUUCUAAUAUUUCUUGGAUCGACUAUUGGGAUGGCGAUUGUGGAGGGUUUGUUUGAGCAUAGGGUGAAGACAAUAAGCUAUGGAGAUGGAUCUUCAAGAUUAUGGGAAGGGCCUCUUUUGGUACUAUUGUACUCGUUUGUGAUGCUUAUCGACUCCAUGAUGAGUACAGUUUUCUACUUCAGCUGUAAGUCGUAUAGAAUGGAAACCUCAAGUGAAGAAAGUCAGCCUGUACUAGAAGCCUUAACAAUUUCCUCAGCAUUAGCAGAAGUCCAAUAACAUGUUUUGAAAUUUGAUUUUAUGGCUCUUGAAGUUACUGGCAGUUGUUUCUGAUACGGAGGAAUUACUACGAGAAGCUUUGCUUCACAUUCAAUUUGUGCCUACUCUUGAAAAAUAAGGAAUGAGUUAAAUUCCUCUUGGAGAAAGUUAUCAGAUGCUGAAGGCGGAUAAUUUAUGUGGUUUAGCCUCGUUGACCACUUCAUCACAAAUAGCUUCUUUAUGGAUUUGUUGUCUGCUAAAGUAUUACCAUAGAAAAUCAUUUGAAAGAUGGUAAUUUUGGAUUUUUACACAGUAGAAAACCUGUGCUGAGAUUUGAAAAGUUCAAACUAUGUACUUUUCGACAUUCACAAUUUGUAAAGAUACCUUGAAGUUUUCUUUCUUUCUUUUUUGAAAUAAAAUCUAUACCCUUGAAGUUUUCCUUCA